This is a messenger RNA of Penicillium coprophilum, 849 nucleotides long. Its product is annotated as ClpP/crotonase-like domain-containing protein. The record is from RefSeq and is a predicted model, not a curated record. The transcript has 4 exons. The coding region runs from base 1 to 849 and encodes 282 amino acids. Gene Ontology annotation, cellular component: mitochondrion. NCBI's taxonomy places the organism in Eukaryota, Fungi, Ascomycota, Eurotiomycetes, Eurotiales, Aspergillaceae. Gene Ontology annotation, molecular function: delta(3,5)-delta(2,4)-dienoyl-CoA isomerase activity.
AUGUCAGAGAAUCCUUACACUUAUUUCAGAGUCACUGUACCUGAGCCGUGGAUAGCUCAUGUUGAGAUCCAUCGGCCGGACCAGUUGAACGCAAUUAUCCCAGAGUUAUGGCUGGAACUGCGGACUGUUUUUGAUCGUCUCUCUAUAGACCCUUCAGUCCGCGCAGUGAUUUUCUCAGGGUCUGGCGAACGGGCAUUUUCCGUUGGCAUAGAUCUCAAAUGGGUGUCUAAAGAGGGUUCACCGUUUAUUCCUCGAUCGGACGAGUAUGCUGACCCCGCCAGACGUGCCGCCGCUCUCCGACACUUUGGGGUUGAGUUUCAGGAAUGCAUCAACAGUAUCGAAAAGUGCCAGAAACCUGUCAUUUGUGUUCUGCAUGGCUUUGCACUAGGAGCGGCAGCCGACUUCUGCGCAGCUGCUGAUGUUCGAAUUUGCACCAAAGGCACAAUAUUUUGUGUCAAAGAGGUCGAUAUCGGGAUUGCCUCUGAUAUCGGUAUUCUCGCACGGCUGCCCAAAAUUGUAGGGUCCUACACCUGGGUCAAAGAUGUGACUAUGACGGGCAGGAACUUCGAUGCGGAUGAGGCCCGUCGUGAGGGAUUUGUGAGCAGCGUCCUCCCGACAAAGCAAGACGCUCUUGCAGAAGCGUUUAAGAUGGCCAGGACGCUCAGCGAAAAAAGCCCAGUAGCUGUACAGACGGUCAAACAUUUCUUAGACUACAGUCGAGAUCGCACCGUUGCAGACGGUCUUCAAUAUCAGCUGGCGUACAACACCGCAGUGAUUCAAACAAACGAUGUCCCCGUUGCUAUUAGGGCAUUGGUGUCAAAGAAGGUACCCACUUUUGAGAAGCUCUAG